AGUGUCAACGGCAGGGAACGCUAGUAGCACUUUAAAAAUGGCGGCGGACGCGUCGUCGAAGUCUGCGCACAUGGACUUAAAAAACAAUUUAUUACUAAUGAAUCCAUCAUUAUUGUAUAUUAUUGUCGCCUUAGUCGUAGUUCUCAUCACAACAAUAAUAUUCUUCCAACGAAGAAAAAAUCUUCGGCGAGCAGUGCUGAUCGUGGGGCUGUCAGAUGCCGGCAAGACGCUGUUGUUUUCUCAGCUUGUAGCUCGCAAGAAGGUUGGAACGUACACAUCAAUCAAAGAGAACAAGGCGUCAUAUGAAGUCCCUAAGAAAGGUUCUCUCAACCUUAUUGAUCUGCCCGGGAAUGAUAGAAUGAGAUCCAGGUUUCUCGACCAAUUCAAGGGGCUAGCAAGGGCUGUUGUUUUUGUUGUGGACAGCGUUAACUUUCCACGGGAGGUCAGGGAUGUGGCAGAGUUCCUGUAUAAUCUCUUGUGUGACCCUGUCAUCUCGCAGCAUUGCCCACCCUUUAUGAUUGUAUGCAACAAGCAAGACGAGGCUAUGGCGAAGUCAUCCAAGGUGAUCCAGUCACAACUGGAGAAGGAAAUGAAUGUUCUUAGGACUACACAGAUUUCUGUGCUGGAGUCCACAGAGGGGCAGGCCAAUAACAACACAUUCCUAGGCAAGAGAGGGAAGGACUUCCAGUUUUCAGACGUUCGUCCGAUUGUAGUCGACUUCAUGGAGUUCAGCGCCGAGGCCUCAGAGGAUGCCCAGCUGUCAGCACUCAAAAGCUGGCUGGCCAAGGUGGCAUAGCCCCUGUUGGUGUGCAUGAUGAGAUAGUGGGCGAUGCCACUUGGCUGGACGCUCCUGGGAACCCUCAGCGAGAGCGCAAAGCACCCAGGCUUGGUGCUGCUUUGGCGCACCAGAAAGGACCCGAUUGGCUCCUGCGACAGCACUUCGAGAGCGAUCUCCCUGCGAAUGUGUCACAGCAUCAGCAAACUGUCCGGUGUUCUAUUUGUACAUUAAAUGUCUCCUUUGACACAACAAAA
This is a messenger RNA of Dermacentor silvarum, 1032 nucleotides long. RefSeq names its product signal recognition particle receptor subunit beta (gene SrpRbeta). NCBI's taxonomy places the organism in Eukaryota, Metazoa, Arthropoda, Arachnida, Ixodida, Ixodidae. The transcript is spliced from 9 exons. The record is from RefSeq and is a predicted model, not a curated record. Bases 38 to 796 code for a protein of 252 amino acids.